CUUCUUUCUUGCAGUGAAGAUGCCAUGAGAAAUGCUGGCGUUGCUCACAAUAAGACCAGCAAAGAAAUGGAAAACCAUGUUUUCAUGAAGGCCAAAACGCGGGACGAAUAUCUCUCUCUCGUGGCAAGACUCAUCAUCCAUUUCCGGGAUAUUCACAACAAGAAGUCCCUGGCCUCUGUCAGCGACCCUAUGAACGCGCUGCAGAACCUGACUGGUGGUCCUCCAGCAGGACCAGGGGCCAUGGGGAUGACUUCUCGUCCUCAGGGGGCCUCCCUGGCCGGGUUGAGUGGGCUCAGGCCCCCCAUGGGGCAGCCAAUGAAUCUCCCAGGGCAGCAGCCUCCUGGACCUGCUGGGAUGGCCCCUCACGGCAUCCCCAACAUCCCUGCUGCCAGCCAGCCGACCCAGCUCCAGCUGCAGCAGAUGGCUGCGCAGCAGCAGCAGCAGCAGUUCCAGCAGCAGCAGCAGGCCGCCCUGCAGCAGCAGCAGCAGUUCCAGGCCCAGCAGUCAGCAAUGCAGCAGCAACAGUUCCAGGUGCAGCAGCAGCAGCAAGCAGCAGCAGUAGCUCAGCAGCAAAUGCAGGUGGCCCAGCAGCAGCAGCAGCAGCAGCAAAUGCUCAAGUUACAGCUGCAUCAACAAAGCCAGCAGCAGAUGCAGCAGCAGCAGCAGCAGCAACUGCAGCGAAUUGCUCAGAUGCAGCAGCAGUUGCAACAGCAGGCCGCUCAGGCUGUUCAGGCCCAGCAGCAGCAGCAGCAGCAGCAGCAGCAGCAGCAGCAGCAACAGCCGCAGCAGCAGCAGCAGCAGCAGCCACCUCAGCCCCCACUGCCGCAACCGAUGCAGCAGCAGCAGCAGGUGGCCCAGGCCUCGUCCCAAUCGCUUCCUCCCCAGCCCCUGGUCUCUCAGGCACAGACCAUUCCGGGACAGAUCUCUGGCCAAGUCAUGUCCAUGGCCAUCCUGCCCCAGCAGUUAAAAGCCAUGCAAAUCUGGGCUGAUCAUGUAUCAGUCGCUUUCCGUGCCUUCUGGGUCAUCGUAGUGUGGAGUCGGAGCUUGACCCUCUCCAUCACGAUCAUGGGGGAGUUCUACGACCUCUUCCGAUCUCAUUGCUGUCUCGGGUACGGCAAUGGGUGUGAAAUGACAUGCCUGCUCUUUAAUAUUGGAUUCAUGUUUGUGGGCAACAGUUUCUGGCAGCAGCAGCAGCAGCAGGUGGCUUCCCAAGUCCAGGCUGCUCAGAUGGGAGCAUCCAGCCAGAUGAUCACCGCAAGUAUGGCCCGAGGUGGGAUGCCAAUAAGACCACGGUUCCCGCCCACCACCGCUGUCUCUGCCACGCCUCCAAGCACCAUGCCUUUGGGUGGACCACAAAUGCCUCAGGUCAGCCAGAGCAGCAUUACCCUGAUGUCUUCUCCGUCGCCUGUCCAGCAAGCCCAGACACCCCAGCCAAUGCCUCCCCCACCUCAGCCACAGCCUUCUCCUCAGUCUGGGCAGCCCAACUCCCAGCCCAACUCCAACGUCAGUUCUGGCCCAGCCCCGUCUCCCAGCAGCUUCCUUCCCAGCCCAUCUCCGCAGCCUUCGCAGAGCCCAGCAGCUGCCCGGACACCGCAGAAUUUCAGCGUCCCAUCUCCAGGGCCACUCAACACACCAGGCAACCCCAGCUCUGUCAUGAGCCCGGCCAGCUCCAGUCAGUCUGAGGAGCAGCAGUACCUGGAGAAGCUCAAGCAGCUGUCCAAGUACAUCGAGCCUCUGCGCCGGAUGAUCAACAAGAUCGACAAAAAUGAAGACAGGAAGAAGGACCUGAGCAAGAUGAAGAGCCUGCUGGACAUUCUAACGGAUCCUAAGAAGCGCUGUCCUCUGAAAACUUUGCAGAAAUGUGAAAUUGCUCUGGAGAAGCUCAAGAACGACAUGGCCGUGCCCACCCCUCCUCCCCCUGCAGUGCCUCCCACAAAGCAGCAGUAUUUGUGCCAACCGUUGCUGGAUGCUGUCCUUGCCAAUAUCCGCUCGCCAGUCUUCAAUCAUUCCCUGUAUCGGACUUUCAUGCCGGCCGUGACCGCCAUCCAUGGCCCCCCAAUCAUGGCUCCGGCGCCGUCCCCUCAGAAGCGGAAGUACGAAGAUGAUGAAAGGCAGACCAUCCCAAACGUGCUGCAAGGGGAGGUGGCGAGAUUAAACCCCAAGUUCCUAGUCAACCUCGACCCCGCCCACUGCAGCAACAAUGGCACAGUCCAUCUCAUAUGCAAGAUAGAUGACAAGAACCUUCCGAGCGUCCCUCCGCUGCAGCUCAGCGUCCCGGCCGACUACCCGGACCAGAGCCCCCUCUGGAUUGACAACCCUCAGCAAUACGAAGCAAACCCUUUCCUGCAGUCGGUGUAUCGCUACAUGAUGUCCAAAUUGUUGCAGCUGCCGGACAAGCACUCGGUCACCGCCCUCCUCCACACCUGGGCCCAGAGCAUCCGGCAGGCCUGCUUGUCUGCUGCUUGACCGGCUGGUCGGGCACCGGAAACAAGAGCCUCUGUGGGCUCAGAGCUGGCCUUCCUGCUUGCGCUGCUUCUGCCUUGGCGCCUGGCCAGGCUCUUGAGGCCUACGGGAAUGUCCAGUUUUCAGGGGAGGGUUAAAAAUGCCUUUGCAGAGAAGAGUUUGUGGAAAGCGAACCGGGUCCCAGGAGCCCCCCUCAUGGAAAGAUGGGCAGCCGGUCCAGUGCCAGCCCUGCCCUCAGUCGGCAGGAGGACCCCCUGCGCUCUGCUUCUCACAAGGCAUCAAGUGGGGGCCGGUGGGGGUCUACCAGGGAUCGGGACCUCCGGCUUUUAAUACUCAAGUUGAUGUUUCUGAGAUUUCAGUUUCAGGAAUUGGACUGUUUGGACACCCCCUUCCCCGCCUUGGCAGCCUUUCUGAAUGUUGGCAUUGUUAAGAAGGCAUCCUGGAUGCUGCCUCUUGUGUCAAUCUCUGCGCACUCUGCCAUUUUGAAGAUUUUCAAGUAAUUACUUUGCAGGAUGCUGAUUAAUUGUAGUACAACAGGUGCAACCUUUCAGAUACGAAUCAUUGCAUUUGUUUUAUUGUAAUAAAUCUAUUGUUACAGUA
Messenger RNA from Protobothrops mucrosquamatus (brown spotted pit viper), 3063 nucleotides. Its product is annotated as mediator of RNA polymerase II transcription subunit 15. The transcript is spliced from 20 exons. NCBI's taxonomy places the organism in Eukaryota, Metazoa, Chordata, Lepidosauria, Squamata, Viperidae. Gene Ontology annotation, molecular function: transcription coregulator activity. The record is from RefSeq and is a predicted model, not a curated record. Gene Ontology annotation, biological process: regulation of DNA-templated transcription. The coding region runs from base 25 to 2466 and encodes 813 amino acids.